This is a messenger RNA of Ictalurus furcatus (blue catfish), 2770 nucleotides long. RefSeq names its product integumentary mucin C.1-like. The transcript has 3 exons. Gene Ontology annotation, biological process: immune response. Bases 697 to 1902 code for a protein of 401 amino acids. The record is from RefSeq and is a predicted model, not a curated record. Gene Ontology annotation, molecular function: chemokine activity. NCBI's taxonomy places the organism in Eukaryota, Metazoa, Chordata, Actinopteri, Siluriformes, Ictaluridae. Gene Ontology annotation, cellular component: extracellular region.
AUGGCCAGUCUGGUUUCAUCUGACAGGAAUGUUCUGGUCACUCCAAUACCACAACCGUGUUGAGCAGAAAUACAUCUCAGUACACCCAACAUGUCAGCUCGAACUAGUCUGGCCAUUCUCCUCUGACCUCUCUUAUCAAUAAUGUGUUUCCAGCCACAUAACUGCAUAUCAUAUAUAAAUAUUAAUCUGGCUAAAAAUGCCAUGAUCCAGCCAAAAAGCAACUUGUAAGUGGGAUAUCUCGAAAGUCAUUAAAAUCAGAAUGAUUAGGACAAGAAAUUCUUAUAACAAACUAUGUUAAAAAUCUUGUAUCCAGACUUACUACACCAUUGCUAGGUAUUUUACUAGAAGUUAAAUAGUAUUGUCUUAAACCAUGUUUAACCACAUGGACUGAAAAACUUGUGACUAUAACAUCUGGUUUCAUUAUUAAAAAUGUCCACGUUGAGAAGACCACAUAUAUACUCCCUCACCCCUAAUGUUCCACUUCAGGGGUCUUUCUCAUAGCAAAAUUGUGAACGUUGGUUUCCACUGAACACUCAUCUGUUCCUGUCCCUCAGUGAGGUGUAAGUGGGUCUGGGUGACAAAGAGGGGUGGGAGCUGAUGGGUUAGUAGGUUGAGAGACCUCCCUCUCUUCUUCUUAUACGUUUCUGGGACAGAAGAAUUUUCUACAGAAUAGGUGAUAGAGUCUGAGAGGACAAGAUGAAGCUGAAUUACUUUGUUGGGAUUCUUUUGGCCAUGCAGUGGCUCAGUGGUGUGUCUACAGGACAUGGAAACCCCAUAUCAUGUUGUAGAGAUACCAGCAAGGACAGGGUCAGAGUUGAAACGAUUGUGAACUAUGUGCAUCAAGACGAACCACAAUGCCCUAUCAAAGCUGUAAGGUUUAAUUUGGUAAACAGCAGAACAAUAUGCUCUAAUCCAGAAGAUCCUUGGGCCAAACAUGCCAUAAAGGAACUGGAUAGAAGAACAACCACAAAAGUGCCCGAUACCCCACCAUCAUCGACUUCUACAAGCUGGACAACAGCUACUACAACCACAUCUACACCCGAAAUAAGUACAGAAAGCACAAUAACCACAACAACUCCGAAAGGAACAUCAACCACAUGGGAAACAACAACAUACAUCACUCAUACAGCUUCGCCCAAACAACCACAUGGACAACAGCCGCCUCAAUGGACGACAACGCAAGUUACGACAGCGAAGAUGACUACUACUGUGGCUAGGAAGCCAGUGACAACUGAUAGCAAUACGACUUCCACGACUAUGACAGCAAGCCCAGUGACCAUGACUACACCUAAAGGAACAUCAACCACAAGGAAAGCAUCAACAUACAUCACUCAUACAUCUUCGCCCAAACAACCACUUGGACAACAGCCGCCUCAAUGGACGACAACGCAAAUUACGACAGCGAAGAUGACUACUACUGCGGCUAGGAAGCCAGUGACAACUGAUAGCAAGACGACUUCCACGACUAUGACAGCAAGCCCAGUGACCAUGACUACACCUAAAGGAACAUCAACCACAUGGAAAGCAUCAACAUACAUCACUCAUACAACCUCGACCAAAGAACUGCCUGGGAAUACCAAAAAGCUGCCAAUUACGACACAAUUUACAACGCAAAUUGCGACUACUACGGAAAGUAAGCCAAUUACGCCUGAAACCAAGACGACUUCCAUGACUAUGACAACAGAAAACCGAGUGACCACGACAACACCUAAAGGAACAUCAACCACAGAAAGACCAGCCCAUAAACCAUCCACAACAACUGUUAAAACAGUAAAACGUUGCCCAACGACCGUGGCCAGCAGCACGACAAAAAAGAAGAAAAUUCCAUGGACAGUCAGACGUUUGAGAAAGAAAAGUAAGACGGGACUGAGGCGAGCACAGAUAAACCCAGGAUGUGUAUAGGUUUGACCAAAACUGUUUAGUUUGUUUUUGAGAUCUUUUUGAGUCUGUAAGGUUAAAGGUUAAGAAGCUUUUGUGCUCUGAGACGACCGCAGAACAUUGUGAGAAAAUUUUUGCGGUAAUUCUCCGCCCACUUUUAUCCGUGCACUUUCUUUCCACGUUGACUCAUUCAGUGCCAGACUUGAGACUUUUGACACAUUGAUACGGGCAUGAUGCGUAUUGUGUAGUGAUGCUCACGCUAGGUUUCUGACCAUGGGUGAACUGUACAGAUUUACGGAUGCAAACAUUUAGAUUUAUAUUUAGAUUUACAGUAUUUGCCUGAUGCCAUUAUUGAGCGACUUAAAGAAAUGCAUUGUAGCCUCCAAGGUCAGAGUUGAAGAAUACAAGCUAAAAUCUUAUUUAAGAGGAGUUAGUAGUAGUAGGGGUGAAUAUUAAUUUCCUUUUAUUUUGUUUUUUUUUUUGUUGUUGUUUAGUUCUUAUUUUAGUGCUUAUUAAAGCCAGUCAGGGGAAGCUAAUUCCCCGUUCAGGUGCCAUUACAGAGGUGCCAACAAAUAGCAUCCAUACAUUAUCAUAGAUCCUUGAAGAUUGUUAAGUGUAUAUGAAUUGUGCACAAUCACAGAUAUGUGUAAUAAUGUAGAUCAAUUUAAUUUUAUACUAUGCAUUUUAUUUUUUUAUUAUUAUAAAUGUACUAUUUACGUACAGUGAUUGUGAUACGGAGCAGAAAGGUGCUUAUCCAACACUAUCUCUGUUGAACCCUUUGCUCUGAUGUGCAAUAAUGAUGUCCAGGGAGUAAUUUCAGUGCAACAUAAAGUUGCUCCUUGAAUUAAAAUGAUGUAUAUAUGCUUUUCUAUUUAUUACACUGAUUAGAAUA